AUGGCAGACCGAGUCCAGAAAAUCCUGACUGACCCCCAAGCAGAGAAGUUCAUGGCAAACAGAGCUUACGCCCUGUUUUCGCGCGUUGUGAAUUACUCGGAAUGCAUGCGUGGGAUCGUAUCGAUCACCAUCGACAGCUGUCCCGGCGACGAGGUGUUCAUCGCAACAAGCAUCGACAGCAUCAUUAUGCAGGACUGUGACUUCUCCGGAUGUGAUUCCUGGACAGUGUACGUCAUGUCGUCGUCACAAAGCGGAGCACAGGUGUCUGGGGAUUUGCUCGUGUUCACCAGCGACCAGAGGCUCGUCCUGACGGGCUCCGGCAUAAAGUUCACGAGAUAUCCCAUCUCUAAGCUCGAGAAAGUGUCCAGGAGAGUUCAGACAGCCACCGAGAACCCAAAGCCAAUCCUACAGAGAAGCCGACCUUGGGCCAGCGGGCUGGCAUGGAUCGGUGGUGAUUUGACCAAACUACCAGCAGUCAAGGUUGCAGUGAGGCAAUUGACGCCAUCUGACUCAACAGACGACGAAGUUGUGAUUGUGAGCAGACCGAGCGAGACACUUCAUUCGACCCAGCCGCCUGCCUUGACAGAAGACCACAUUUACCCCGGCAAGGGCUCCAGCAUAAGGGCGCCGCAGCGUCUUCUAGAGCUCAUCUCGGAGAACUGCGGCGACCCGUUGGCGAACGUCGAGGACGGUGCUAUCCUUCAGGACGUGGGCGUCGACUCCCUCUCCGUGAUCGAGCUGGCAUCAUCGGUAGAAUACUCGUUUGGCAUCCAGCUGAGCGACGACAACCUCCACCUGCAGUCAACCAUUGCGGAAAUCUUGGAUUAUCUGCACUCGAUGAUGCCUCGGGCGAUCCGAGACCUUUGA
Messenger RNA from Anthostomella pinea, 867 nucleotides. Lineage: Eukaryota; Fungi; Ascomycota; Sordariomycetes; Xylariales; Xylariaceae. The record is from the annotation of a GenBank genome assembly.